UGAACAGAAGACGAGUUCUGCAAUUGAUCUGUGCAACGUGUGAGUGAUUCACAGAGUAUGGAUAAAGAACAGAAUGAUGUAUCAGCAGUGGAGGAACCUAAGUACUAUCUCUGGAUAGGAGGUUAUCUGGUUGGAGGAAUUUUAAUACUUAUGCUACUAGUAAUAGUAGGGAUCAUAAUAUGGAAGCAUUUUAAAAAACAAAAUACAGUUGACGAGACAUGGGCAGGACCACCCCCACAGAGAAAUGACAGUGUCCAGGAAGAUGGAGGCUCUAAAAUGGAUGAAAGUAUACUAGGUAAUAUGCAACUGCCAUGCAUUGGCUCAUUUGAAAUACUACCUAAGGAACCCACAAUCUCACAGGACAGAUACUUAGGUGAAGAGACAAUUGAGAGAAAAGCAGCUGAUACAGCUGUGAUUAGCACAUCACCACCCAUCAGCCAAUUGUUUAAUGAACAUCCCACUGAAAAUGACUCAAGCAAAGAGACCUUUCCACCCCACAUCCUAAUGCCCCUACACAGUGAUCAUUUUGCUGCACCUGAUUUAGAAAGAUAUCCCUUGCCACCACCUCCUCUCCUGAAUCCCCUUCAGCAAGAUGAAGGAAGCACACAGGCGAAAUUAAACCCGCUUUAUGACAUUAAUAUUUCUCACAACAAUGAUACAUUUGAUGACCAACUUCUGCCACCACCUCCAGCAGAUUUCUUCUGACGUCGUUGGGCCAUAGAACUGUAAGGAUGUUAUACCAAAUCCAACCCUCACCAGGACUACUGAUUCUUUUAUGUUCCGUAUCAUCCGUUUUCUGCCUUUGCCCCUUGAAGUGUUCCUGCUACAUAAAAAACAGAAAUGUAGACUGUUCUGGCAGAAGCCUGACUGCACUGCCACAUGGACUUCAAGACAAUAUCACACACCUUAACUUGUCUUACAACAGCUUGUCUGAUUUAGAUCAUCAAUUGUCUCGAUUCACUAACUUAAGAUCCCUUGACCUUUCCCACAACUUGCUUAAGAACCUCCCUUCUCAUUUGCCCAGAUCUCUCUGGGAAGUGUAUGCUGCAAACAACAAUAUAAAAGUGCUUCAUAAACUGGACACUGCUUACCAGUGGAAUCUAAGGGUGCUAGAUGUCUCCAGGAACAGCCUGCAAAGGACAGUCUUCAUUAACAAUACACUGAUUAGUCUGCAGUCUCUGAAUUUAAGUAACAACCAACUCUGGACCGUUCCAACAAACAUGCCCAGCAACAUACUACUAAUUGAUUUGUCCUAUAACUCUUUAAUACAGAUCUUAUCGGGAACAUUUGUGAGAAUGCCCAAGCUUCAAACGCUGUACCUGCACAACAACAGAUUUGCUUAUAUCCCAAAUAAUGCUUUUGACCACCUGACUCAUGUAAAGAUUACCCUGUACAACAACCCAUGGUCCUGCGAAGACACACAGAGUAUCAACUAUUUGCUGAAGUGGGUGGAAGAGAAAAAUAAUAUCAUAGGCUAUCCAUGUGCCAAUGAAACAAAUGGACACAGUCCUAAGCAUCAUUCAACUACAGAUAAAGCACCAAAUAAGAUCACUAGUCAGGACAUACCAUUACAGACUACAAGUCAUAGUCUUUUCAUGGAAGCUCAAGAAUCUAAACUGCACAAGAAAAGAAAAUAUCCGGAGGUUCUAACUGCACCUCACUUCAACGCAACUGACAUUUUGCUUUCAAGUACAGAGAGCAAUCUAUUCAUAGAAGGCGGCUCUGGAAUGAUGCAUUUAGAUUUCAACAACUUUGGAAGAGAAAUGGACAAUCACCGAGACUCUAAUGAAAUAGAGGUAAUUGAAACAUAUGAUCACACUAUUAUGCUGAGCUCUGAUAAUACAGCACACAAUGGUCCAGAAGUGAUUGUACCAAGCACCCCUGUAUACGUAAUGAUACAAGCCACAACUAUAAUACUAAAUGAUCAUGCGCCUUCCACAGAAGCACAGAAAUGUAUGUGUAUUGCCAUUUCCCUUUUAUUACUCCUCCUUAUUCUUAGGACUGUGUAAAGGCAUGUUAUGAAUGUGGUGAAUGCUUCAGUUUUAUUAUCAACCUGAAUUAAAAUCCAGCUUUGCUUUAA
Molecule: messenger RNA, 2080 nt
Organism: Pseudophryne corroboree (corroboree frog)
Lineage: Eukaryota; Metazoa; Chordata; Amphibia; Anura; Myobatrachidae
Gene: OMG
Product: oligodendrocyte myelin glycoprotein
Exons: 3
Coding region: 732-2009 (425 amino acids)
Biological process (GO): neuron projection regeneration
Molecular function (GO): protein binding
Source: RefSeq, a predicted model, not a curated record